This is a messenger RNA of Sturnus vulgaris (Common starling), 1373 nucleotides long. NCBI's taxonomy places the organism in Eukaryota, Metazoa, Chordata, Aves, Passeriformes, Sturnidae. The record is from RefSeq and is a predicted model, not a curated record.
AGCCGGCGCUUCCCCGGCCUCUGCGGGGCUUCAUCGGCGAGGGCGGGUGUGUAGAGGAGAUACCGGCGAGUAAAUCUGUUGGCUUGUACGCAGCCGCGUUUUUUAUAUUACAGUCAUUCGAAACGCUUUAUUUGAAAGUAUUACAAAAACUAAAAAAGUCUGAUCCUGUGCUUGGGUGCAGGUACAUGUCUGUUACAGGCACUCACAGCUGUCACGAGUUAGCCCCAAAUCACACUAAUGUUAGGUACUGGCACGUGGCUUUUACCUCUGAAUUUCUGCCAUUUACUAUUCUGCCAUAAUAUUUGCAAAAACUGAUUGCUUAGUAUAAAUUUUCAUCCUAGGAAAGAGUGGUUUUUACCCUCUUCGCCUAUCUCUAAGUGGUCUUUUGAUACUUAUUUUUCAUUCUUUAUAUACUGUGUAGUUGCUUAAUGCAAAAAUUUAGCUACAGAGUCACUGGAAUAGUACCGUAGAACGGUAUGGUGUAAAACCAUGUAACCAACAAAUAUAUUAGAAUCAAAACCCAAAUGGGGGUUGGCAGAAAAAAACCCAACAAAUUUCAUAUGUUAUUUUUGCAGGAAAUCGCUGCAUAGAAGGCUACCACACCUUUUUGAUAAGCAGGCAUGGCUGUCACGCUGCAUACUGAUGUGGGAGACAUAAAAAUUGAACUAUUCUGUGAGCGUACUCCAAAGACUUGUGAAAAUUUCCUGGCUCUUUGUGCUAGUAACUACUACAAUGGAUGCGUAUUUCACCGAAAUAUAAAGGGCUUCAUGGUUCAGACAGGGGAUCCAUUAGGCACUGGGAAAGGAGGUAACAGCAUCUGGGGCAAGAAGUUUGAAGAUGAAUUCAGUGAAUAUCUAAAGCACAGUGUCCGUGGGGUGGUUUCCAUGGCAAACAAUGGUCCCAACACGAAUGGAUCACAGUUCUUCAUCACUUAUGGCAAACAGCCACACCUGGACAUGAAGUACACGGUGUUUGGAAAAGUUAUUGAUGGCUUGGAGACCCUGGAUGAGCUGGAGAAGCUGCCUGUGAAUGAGAAAACCUAUCGACCUCUCAGUGAUGUCCGCAUUAAAGACAUUACAAUUCAUGCCAACCCUUUUGCUCUGUAGCCACAGAAUGCCUCAACACAUUUCAGAGACUGGUCAGAUAAUUGGCAGAUUAUUGGGUUUAAGGAGCCAUCAAAAAGGGUUACUUCAGAUGGAUCAUAUCUUUGCUCAUUGAAUGCAGAAUUUUCAGGAGCUGUGACAUUGGGAGUUGUCACAGAGAAGUCUUGUGCUUCAGAAGCCAGGUUUUCCAGAGUAUCUUCCCACAUUUUGGUUUUGAAACAUUGUUUUUUAUACUUGUAAAAUAAAAAAAAACUUUAAUUUUUUUCAUAA